CUUAUCUGUGUUAGCAUCAGUCCUCGUUCUGUCAAAACAAUUUUACUGUUUUAGACAGCUUGUCACUUUUGUUUUCUGUCUCUUUUACUCCCGCUAAGUCUUCAAGAUGAGUACGAAGAUUAUCAAGCCUGGCGGCGUUGAAGCCGACAACUUUGAGACUUCGAUCUCUCAGGCGUUGGUUGAACUUGAGACCAAUUCGGACCUCAAGGCUCAACUUAGGGAGUUAUAUAUUACUAAGGCUAAAGAAAUUGAACUGCACAAUAAAAAAUCAAUCAUCAUCUAUGUGCCCAUGCCUAAGCUGAAGCAUUUCCAAAAGAUCCAGAUCCGUUUAGUGCGUGAGCUUGAAAAGAAAUUCAGUGGCAAACAUGUUGUGUUCAUUGGUGACAGAAAAAUCCUGCCCAAGCCAAGCCACAAGACGCGUGUAGCCCACAAGCAGAAGAGGCCUAGAUCUAGAACACUCACAUCAGUAUAUGAUGCUAUCCUAGAGGAUCUAGUGUUCCCCGCUGAGAUAGUUGGCAAGCGGAUUAGGGUCAAGCUGGACGGCUCUCAACUCAUCAAGGUGCACUUAGACAAAAACCAGCAGACCACCAUUGAGCACAAGGUGGACACCUUCCAAUCAGUAUACAAGAAGCUGACGGGGCGUGAAGUAACAUUCGAAUUCCCUGAACCCUACUUGUAAACUUUUACAUUAAAUAUUAAAACCUA
Messenger RNA from Pieris rapae (cabbage white), 705 nucleotides. RefSeq names its product 40S ribosomal protein S7 (gene RpS7). The record is from RefSeq and is a predicted model, not a curated record. Bases 107 to 679 code for a protein of 190 amino acids. Gene Ontology annotation, biological process: ribosomal small subunit biogenesis; rRNA processing; translation. Gene Ontology annotation, cellular component: cytosolic small ribosomal subunit; small-subunit processome; 90S preribosome. NCBI's taxonomy places the organism in Eukaryota, Metazoa, Arthropoda, Insecta, Lepidoptera, Pieridae. Gene Ontology annotation, molecular function: structural constituent of ribosome. The transcript has 5 exons.